Molecule: messenger RNA, 2807 nt
Organism: Solea senegalensis (Senegalese sole)
Lineage: Eukaryota; Metazoa; Chordata; Actinopteri; Pleuronectiformes; Soleidae
Product: protein AAR2 homolog
Exons: 5
Coding region: 720-1889 (389 amino acids)
Biological process (GO): spliceosomal tri-snRNP complex assembly
Source: RefSeq, a predicted model, not a curated record
CUAUCCGGAAGGUUUUACAUGCUGCACAGUCUUGACAAAACGAUAUUGCAACGCUGAGAAACUUCAACAAAUCUACACAGAAGGUAGAGUUUACGAGAGGAGACGCUGAGUUAGCAACAUUUUCACUCAAAUACACGUUAUAAAUACACGUUAAGGUAGAGUUUACGAGAGGAGACGCUGAGUUAGCAACAUUUUCACUCAAAUACACGUUAUAAAUACACGUUAAGGUAGAGUUUACGGGAGGAGACUCUGAGUUAGCAACAUUUUCACUCAAAUACACGUUAUAAAUACACGUUAAGGUAGAGUUUACGGGAGGAGGCGCUGAGUUAGCACCAUUUUCAGAUAAAUACACGUUAUAAAUACACGUUAAGGUAGAGUUUACGAGAGGAGACGCUGAGUUAGCACCAUUUUGCAUAAUACACGUUAUAAAUACACGUUAAGGUAGAGUUUACGAGAGGAGACGCUGAGUUAGCACCGUUUUCACAUAAAUACACGUCAUUCACAACUACAAACGAUAUAUUUUCGUUAUGUUCUUUCACUCGUGUUUUCAGUGACUGACCACAUGACCUUUUAAAGCAGCAUUAUUGUGUUACAUUUGGACUAAAUCCUCUCCUGAGCAUGUCGAGCUCUUAUAUCACAGCUCAAAUCCAAGUGUAGCUCCUGUGUUCCUGGUUGGUUCAGUUUAAAGUUUAAGUUUAGUCGUCAUUUACAGAUCAGACAUGGCCAGCAGCAGCAGCAGCAGCGCUGUCAACAUGGAUCCAGAUGUUGCUCUGAGGCUGUUUGAGGAGGGAGCCACCCUGGUGCUGCUGGGUGUCCCUAAGGGCACAGAGCUGGGGAUCGACUGCAAGAGUUGGCAGGUGGGUCCUCGCUUCCGGGGAGUAAAGAUGAUCCCUCCAGGCCUGCACUUCCUACACUACAGCUCUGUGAACUCACCGACAUGUGGGAAUGAAAUCGGCCCAAAGACGGGCGUCUUCCUUCAUCUCAAACCCAGAGAGAUCCUGUUGGCUAACUGGGACCCCAAAGAGGAGGAUCUGGAUUUCUCAGCCUCUAAGAACCAAGAGGAGGUGAGUCGCAUCCGGGCGACCUUACAAGAGCUGGAUCCAUACCUGGGUCCUUAUCCAUAUGAGGUGAUGAGGAAGUGGGUGUCCCUCACUGACCACCUCAGUGAGGAGCUGGUCAAUAACCUGCAGCCUUUGUCUGGCAGAAUAUGUGCCUACUGUGACGUCAUCCCCGAGAUUGAGUACAGACACACCAAAGACAGAGCAGAGCAGCCGGUCAACGACACGGUCUGUCAGAGCAUGAAGGAGGGACUGGACAGGCUGCCCAAGAUGAAACUGAGGGAGGGGACUGAGUUACGCUUCUCUGUCAUCCCCGAGAAGACCUACCCAGCCGGGGCGACACCAGCGGAGAUCACCCAGUGCAGUAUGGACCUGAGCUAUGCUCUGGAGACUGUACUGAAGAACUAUGAGCUUCAGCCUCUCCACAUUCUAGGUGAGCUGCAGUUCGCCUUUGUGUGUUUCCUCCUCGGAAACGUGUACGAGGGCUUCGAGCACUGGAAGCGCCUGCUGGCUCUGCUGUGCCGCUCAGAGGAGACCAUGGGGAAACAGAAGCAGCUCUUCCUGGACCUCAUCACCGUGCUCUACCACCAGCUGGGAGAAAUCCCCCCCGACUUCUUUGUGGACAUUGUGUCACAGGACAACUUCCUCACCUCCACGCUGCAGGACUUCUUCCAGUUUGCCAGUGGACCUGGUGUCGACGUGACGCUGCGUAAGCGAGCGGAGAAAUUCAAAGCUCACCUGACCAAGAAGUUUCGCUGGGACUUUGAUGCAGACUUGGACGACUGUGCUCCGGUGGUGGUGGAGCUGCCUGAGGGUGUCACAGUGGACUGAAACUGCCACUAACUACUGGACUUAAGGGUCAAACUGGGUGGAUUCAAGCAGAGGAAGUCACUGAUGCUGGAGGAGAACUGUAAUGGUUGAUAUCUUCUUUCAAGUACAUGGAAGAACAAAACCUUUUAUUUUUGUUUGUUUUUUGAGCAUAAAACGGUCUAUACUGUAUGUGAUCACAUGAGAGACAUCUAAGAUGUGUUUUAACAUCCACUUGUGAUCAGAUCUAUCAGUAUGGAUGUGAUUGACACCUUAAAGGGACAGUUCAGGCUUUUUGAAGUGUUCCUGCAUCAUUGUCUUAAGAUGGCGUAAAUGUCUCAGAUCUGUCCUCUGGUCAGCCAUGUUGUCCUGAGCUAGCGUGUGUGUGUGUGUGCAGUUACUUUAACAUACUUUAACAUGCAGAUUUAACAUGUUGACACUUUUCUACGUGUUCUAGUGAUGGGCUCCCUCUGGUGUUGUCUGUCAUGCAGAGAGCGUAACACCUGUAAUGACUAUGAAGCGUCCUUCAUCGUGUUAGGUGACUUAAAUGUGCGUCAUUAUGAACCGUAAACCUGGGAUCUUUCAUUUUUAUACUUUAACAGAGAGUCAUGUGUAAAAGUCUUUUUCUGUCAUUUUAAAACUGGAAACAAGUUUCCUGUAUUUUCUGGAUGUGUUCCAAUAAAGUGAAUGAGAAAUAUAAUCAUAACAUUGGCAAAACAAUAAAUCUAAUGGUGGCCGACUAUUGUACAUCAACAAUCAUUUUUCAGCUCGCACUAUAUUUUUUUUAAAAAUGUGUUUCCCCUUUAGAAACGGGCUGAUUUACCAUUAUGUAAUAUGGUAAAUCCGUGUGAUGAAAAGAUGAAAACAUGAGCAAACUUCACUUUUCUAUGAUUUAUUUGACUUCAAGUUUCUUUUAAUGAAUUAAAGACAAUUUAAAAAACA